Messenger RNA from Ylistrum balloti, 2418 nucleotides. RefSeq names its product transmembrane protein 245-like. Lineage: Eukaryota; Metazoa; Mollusca; Bivalvia; Pectinida; Pectinidae. The transcript is spliced from 15 exons. Bases 1 to 2418 code for a protein of 805 amino acids. The record is from RefSeq and is a predicted model, not a curated record.
AUGGCUUCUCCUUCCCUGGAUUUUCGGUCUCCCUUUAAUAAUGUUUUGAAUAAUCUACCACAAGGACACGAGAAAGCAUUUAAACAAGCAAUCUAUACCACAGCAGCAAAUUUAUUUGUUCUGUUCGCAGUUGGAGCUGCAGUAGCAGUGUAUUUUAUCUUGGAAGUGUUUUUAAGACCGCUACUAUGGGCAGUUUUGUGUGGAACUUUCUUGUAUCCAGUGAAACGUUCGCUGACCAGUUGGCUACGUAGGUGGUUACACGGACUACAGAAGACAAAUACACCUAUCGUUAUAGGUGUAGCUUUUAUCCCUGUCAAAGCGAUAGACAGGGUCUAUGGGAAUGUGUUUAACGUAUUCGUGAAACAUAUACGCUUAAUUUUAGGCGGCUUCGCAGGGAUUAUUUUUACGUAUCUGCUGUGGCAUUUCGGCCCAGCGAAGAACAUAUUGUUUGCGUUUCGAUCUGUUUUUUACUUCAUUUAUGACGUUCUUGGAUAUUUUACAUCAUUUUGGAUAUGGACCUUAUUGGUAGGGUACCUGUUAGCUGUGGUUUUCUUAUGGUCUCCAGACACCAAGCGUUAUCUUCGAUAUCUGUCCAUCCCUGUCUGGAUUGUUCUCACUCUCCACAUAGCUACUGCAGCUGGAUAUCUCCGAGUCCCACUCUUAAUUUUCCUUGUGGUAGUCAUUGUCUUUGGUUUUGUGGCAGAAAUAAACGAAGCAAGGCUAGCAGAAGGAAAAUCUGUGCCACCAACACCUGUAGAAGCUGCAUGGAUCAUUCUGGCAGGUGACUCAGAGAGUGACCAGUCCUCGUCUGCGACAGAGAAGGAGAACGAGGAGAAAGUCGAUGACCAAAGCAUUAAUACAACAGAAACGGAAUCUCAUGAAGAUGAAACAGAAGAGACAAAAAGUUCCAGUGAUGUCAAAAAGCCAUCAUCAUUACCAGUUAGGAGCCCCACAGUAUCAUCAGUUUCUUCACCACAGAAGAGAGAUCGUCCCAAACUACAAAUGAAAGAACCUGCAGAAAUCUUGGAAGAGAAGUCUGAAGAAAAAACACGAUCACUUAUUGACAAUUGCUUUAUCUACCUCUUCUGGCUCUUGGUGCUUACAAGGAUAUGGCUCAACAUCUGGAUCAUCCAGUUGCUUUUCCCUAUAGGACUUGUUAUGUGGCUGUUCAAAACUUUUUUGAUACAGCUUGGCAGUGGGGGAAUAUUUGGUGAGAAAGUGGAGUUGGUGAAGGCUGCACUGAAGAGAUGGCUGAUCAGUAGGCGUGAUGUCCUGGCACCAAGGUGGAUCAGGGGACUACCUAAACUGGUUCUACGAGGUGACCAUAAGAUUGUGUCAGUGUUGGAGCAGUCCCUGGACAAGACAACCAGUGUCCUUUUUAUCCUAUUGCUGUUGUUUGGGACAGCCAUCCUGGCCAUCAUCGGUGCUAUACAGAUACAACAAGAAAGUAUGCUGUUUGUGAAAAUGACCAGUGAAGUGAUGAAUAAUACUCUCAACUCAGAAAUCAACUCGUGGCUCCCCAAUGGAGAAGAUUUGCAAAAAGCCAUGGAUUCUAUGGUAGGGAAUGCAUACCUCUAUGGACGCAAUUGGAUUGCUGCAAGGCUGCGUGACUUUGUGAGUGGGAAUAUGGAUCAGAAAUCUGGUACUAACAACACUCAGAUAGAGGCUCAGGUACUGGAGGUGUGGGAUAGGCUGUAUGAAAGCUGGCUCUCAAGGAAUGACACAAGCAGCAGUCUACAGACCACGUCAGCAUUGAAUGUUCUUCCCACCGACAUAAACAGUGUCAAGUCCAUGUGGGAGGUCAUAUCCAAGGGCGACGCAUUCAACAUCAGUCAGAUUGUUGCCUUUGUUAAAGAUAACAUAGGAACCUUUAUGUCUGUUAUAGAUUCAGUGUGGAUUGUACUGAAGGGAAACAUGAACCUUGUAUUAAGUCUAGUCACAGCCACCCUGUCUGUGGUGUUUGGAGGAGGUACAGCUCUUCUUAACUUCGUCAUCUCUUCUGUGAUCUUCCUGACCACCCUGUUCUACUUGUUGGCUACCAGUGGUAACCAGUACAAGCCUCUGGAGUUGUUCAGUAACCUUAGUCCUACACAGGGAACCAGUGUCAUUGGCCAGGCUGUUGAGGAGGCAAUCACUGGUGUGUUCAUGGCCUCUCUGAAGAUGGCAGCAUUUUACGGAUUUUACACCUGGAUGACCCACACCUGGUUUGGAGUCAAUAUUGUGUUCAUUCCUUCAGUAAUGGCUGCCAUGUUUGCUGCUGUACCUUUCCUUGGGACAUACUGGGCGACUAUUCCAGCAGUCCUUGAACUCUGGCUGGUUCAAGGUCAAGGUUUCUUGGCACUGCUCUUACUUAUAUUCCACAUGCUGCCAACAUAUGUAGUGGACACUGCCAUUUACAGUGAAAUCAAAGGGCCUUAA